Messenger RNA from Acaulospora morrowiae, 1272 nucleotides. NCBI's taxonomy places the organism in Eukaryota, Fungi, Glomeromycota, Glomeromycetes, Diversisporales, Acaulosporaceae. The record is from the annotation of a GenBank genome assembly.
AUGACUUCUAACCAGCGCCUCGAUCAAAUCCAAAAACAUUUGACCAAAAUGACUUCCUCAUCUAUCUUUCAAGAUAUUGAACUUGCACCUCCGGAUGCCAUUUUCAGUUUAACCGCGAGAUACAAGGAUGACCGCAGUCCACAGAAAGUGAACUUGGGUGUUGGAGCGUAUCGAGACGACUCCGGAAAACCAUGGGUCUUGCCAGUUGUGAGAAAGGCUGAAAAGAUAAUCUCGAGUGAUCCUACAUUAGAUCAUGAGUAUCUGCCUAUAUUAGGUCUUAAAUCGUUUAGGGACGCCUCGGCAAAAUUGAUUCUCGGUUCCAAUAAUCGGGUCAUCAAGGAAAAACGAGUCGUCACUGCCCAGACCAUAUCCGGUACAGGUGCCAAUCACCUUGGAGCUAUCUUCCUGUCAAAAUUUUAUCAACAGAAAGUUUUUCUCGUAUCGAAGCCAACCUGGGCAAACCAUAAACCAAUUUUCGAUACCGUUGGCUUUGAUGUUAGAGAGUACAUCUAUUACAAUCCAAAAACGCUCGGGCUAGAUAUUGAUGGCCUUUUAAACUCUCUCAAAAGUGCGCCGAAUGGGUCGAUUGUUUUGUUACACGCCUGUGCACACAAUCCGACAGGUGUGGACCCUAAUCAUGAACAAUGGAAGGCCAUCGCCGAUGUCAUGGAAGCAAAAGGACAUUUUCCCUUCUUUGACUGUGCCUAUCAGGGUUUUGCCAGCGGUGAUAUAGAUCGUGAUGCAUGGUCCAUACGUUAUUUUGUAGAUCGUGGCUUUGAACUACUUGUUUGCCAAUCCUACGCUAAGAAUUUUGGGCUGUAUGGCCAACGGGCAGGGUGCCUUACGAUUGUCCUAAGAAAUUCAGAGACCGCCACGAAGGUGGAAAGUCAGGUUGCCAAACUUCAACGUGCAGAGAUUUCUAAUCCUCCGUUGCAUGGUGCCCGCAUUGUCAAUCUGAUACUGAACGACCCCAUGCUCUAUGCUGAAUGGAUCGACAAUCUUCAAAUCAUGAGUUCACGCAUCAAGGAGAUGCGCAAACGUCUCUUCGAAAAACUCGUUGAACUCGGUACUCCCGGUAAUUGGAAUCACAUCGUUGAUCAGAUUGGGAUGUUUUCGUAUACAGGGCUUAAUGCAUCACAAGCUCAAGUUCUUCAAGAAAAAUAUCACGUGUAUUUAACGAGCAAUGGUCGUGUAUCAAUGGCAGGUCUAACAACUUCGAAUGUGGAAUAUUUUGCGAAGGCUAUUGAUGAUGUUGUGAGGACAGUCCCUUGA